This is a messenger RNA of Lutra lutra (Eurasian river otter), 6447 nucleotides long. It is a transcript of the gene PITPNC1, whose product is annotated as phosphatidylinositol transfer protein cytoplasmic 1. NCBI's taxonomy places the organism in Eukaryota, Metazoa, Chordata, Mammalia, Carnivora, Mustelidae. Gene Ontology annotation, biological process: phospholipid transport. The transcript is spliced from 9 exons. Gene Ontology annotation, cellular component: cytoplasm. Gene Ontology annotation, molecular function: phosphatidylinositol binding; phosphatidylinositol transfer activity. Bases 1152 to 2150 code for a protein of 332 amino acids. The record is from RefSeq and is a predicted model, not a curated record.
GGGGGGGCAGAGCACCCUUGGCACCCAGGGAACGUCUAAAGAACAGAUUCAGAGGGUAAAGGAGCCAGGGAAGCCCCCUUUCCCGAUCCUCGCCAGCGCCGGCCGGGCUCGGCUCCGGGGCAGUCCUGCCGUCUGGCAGGAGCCGGGGAGAGACAUGCUGUUUUGUUUAAAUCCUCCACAUUCUUUGCCAUUUCCCCAUUGGCCGGAUGGGGCUACCCUCCCCGCCGCGGCCGCUGCUGAUGUCAGCCUCGCUGGCGCUCGCUCCUCCCGCACCCACCUCCCCGGCCCGAGGCACACUGCAGCUCCGCGCGGACUCUCCGGCCCCGGCGCGGUGGCUGCAAACUCGCGGGCACGCACGGCGCGCGGGGAGCCGAGGGACUCGGGGGAGGGGACGUGCGCGGAAGGCGCCAGCUUCCUCUCGCCCGCCCCUCGCCGCCGCGAGCCCAGGUUGGAGGAACCCCGGGCCCCAGCCCGACUGAGCCGGGCCGCGGCAGCGGCGGCGGCUUCCUUUUUCUCCCGCUGCGAGCCCUGGAGCGCCUCGGGAACCGGCCCUAAAAAGAGCAGGAAAUCUUGUUUACCGCCCGGGGAGAAGAGUCGAUCGAGCCUUUGUCUGGAAAGUCAGCAUCUCCAGCUCCGGCUGCAAUGUGUUCCUGGUGACAUUAGCAUUGGCAGACCCGCCGGAGAAGGGGGGUCGCCAGGUUCAUGUCUGCUUUCGGAGGCGGAUCGAGCGGGUGACUUUUGUGCAUUCGUUUUAAUUUUCGGAAAUCUCUCUUUUUUCCUCCCUGGCCCGCCACCGGGCAUGUCCUGAUCCGGCGGCCGCUCCUACCGCCCGGGGCUACCGAUCUGAGCGGUUCCCAGCGGGUCUCCCUCCUCCCUCCCUGGUCCCUCCCUGACUUUGCAACACAGCGUUCCGGGAGGACCGAGCUCGGCGAGGAAGAAGGCGGGGGAGCCCCGAACACCCGGACCCGAACCUUGACAUGCUCUCCGGCGGAGAGGAGGAAAACAGGAGCUGAGCGCACCGCCGGGGCUGCUUCGCCGGCCGGCUCCGAGCGCAGGGCUCCGGGCGCCCUGCCCUGCGCCUGGGCGGCAGCUUUGUUGCUUUGGGGGGCGCCCCCCGCUUCCCGCCCCGGGGGCGCGCGGCCGGCAGGACCAUGCUGCUGAAGGAAUACCGGAUCUGCAUGCCGCUCACCGUGGACGAGUACAAAAUUGGACAGCUGUACAUGAUCAGCAAGCACAGCCAUGAACAGAGCGACCGCGGAGAAGGGGUGGAGGUCGUCCAGAAUGAACCCUUUGAGGAUCCUCACCAUGGCAACGGGCAGUUCACCGAGAAGCGGGUGUAUCUCAACAGCAAACUGCCUAGCUGGGCUAGAGCUGUUGUUCCCAAAAUCUUUUAUGUUACAGAAAAGGCUUGGAACUAUUAUCCCUACACAAUUACAGAAUACACAUGUUCCUUUCUGCCGAAAUUCUCCAUUCAUAUAGAAACCAAGUACGAGGACAACAAAGGAAGCAACGACCGCAUUUUUGACAAUGAAGCCAAAGACCUAGAGAGAGAAGUUUGCUUUAUUGAUAUCGCCUGCGACGAGAUUCCAGAACGUUACUACAAAGAAUCGGAGGAUCCCAAGCAUUUCAAGUCCGAGAAGACAGGACGGGGACAAUUAAGGGAAGGCUGGAGAGAUAGUCAUCAACCCAUCAUGUGUUCCUACAAACUGGUGACCGUGAAGUUCGAGGUCUGGGGGCUUCAGACCCGAGUGGAACAAUUUGUACACAAGGUGGUCCGGGAUAUUCUGCUGAUUGGACAUAGACAGGCUUUUGCAUGGGUUGAUGAGUGGUAUGACAUGACAAUGGAUGAAGUCCGAGAAUUUGAACGAGCCACUCAGGAAGCCACCAACAGGAAAAUUGGCGUUUUCCCACCUGCGAUUUCUAUCUCAAGUAUCCCCCUGCUGCCUUCCUCGGUCCGCAGCGCCCCUUCUAGUGCCCCAUCCACACCUCUCUCCACCGACGCCCCAGACUUUCUGUCCGUGCCCAAAGAUCGACCCCGGAAAAAGUCAGCCCCAGAAACUCUCACACUUCCAGACCCUGAGAAAAGAGCCACCCUGAAUUUACCUGGCACACACUCUUCAGAAAAGCCAUGUCGGCCCAAAUUAGAGUAACUUCCUAUGAAUAUUUCAUGGGGUUUUAUAUUUUCAUUUGGGUUUGUUUUUUUCUUUUUAAGAAUCUUCUGAUAGAGAAAAAGACUGCUUUGUCCCUCAAACAUGUUCCUUCGAUCUCUGAGUGUGCAUGUGGUUAAGUACCUUCCCAUAUAGGAUUCCCCAAGGAUGCCCCUGCAUACUGCUAGAUGUAAAUUGUAAGACUUGCAAAGGACAGAAGAAAUCUUAGUAGCCGCAGCUGGAAACCAGGGAGGAAGCCUUGUUGAGCGUUUGAUGAGGUCGGUGUGGAUGUCAAGAGUACAUAAGUGAAAAUGUUGUGCCCCUGUGUUAGAAGGUGUGGUAAAAUAGCGAAGUCAGUCUCUUCUCAUCAAACCUGAAAAUUCUCAAAAAUACUCUCAGGCGUAACAUAAGUAAUUGUUAAAUUUCAAACUGUUCAUCACCAAUACUUGAAUACUAGUAGUUAAUUGAGAUUCCUAUUUUGGUUAGUCUGACUCAGGAUUUGGGGCCUAAUUAACUCUUUAAAUUUUUUGAGGAUUUUAAUUAUCAACCUAUCGUGGCUCCAAGUGCAAUUAACAGUAACUGAUUUAUACCUUUCACAGAAUUUAAUAAAGAUUCCACUUGUUUCUGUCUUUUAAUAACUUUCCCCCUGUGCCCUCGUGGCCUAAGAAAUCUUUCAGAAUUGCACGGAUGAAUGUGACCAUGACUGACUGAUUUGGGGAUGGUUUGGUUUAGGAACCAAGAGGCCCAGGUGAGGCAAACAUCAUCCAUUAAGAUUCUCGGUAUUUGCAAUUAAUUGAGUAGAACUCGUUGACUAUUUGCCCAUUCAAAGACGUUCAAGGGUAGACGAAGCUCACAGGACUUUUAACACUGUCAGAUUUCUGGUUUGGGAACCCUGAAAAAGAGAACUGUCUCCCAUCCCCCUCCUGCUUUUACUUUUAAUAACAUCCAGAUUUCCCUGGAACAGAGUGCCCAUCACUGGACCUUAAAAAAGACUGUCAUUCUCUUGCCCUUACUUGAACCCCAAAUAUUGGGAAUGUCGCGGAAGCGGAGUAAAGACUGUCGAGUGGGAGGAGAGAAGGAGCAAAAUUGCUGAUUCCUAUUUGUAGAGUAAGAAGGAGGAGCCGGAAGAGACGCCCUCUGUCUAGCUUUCUUUCCUGCAAAUGGUGGUAAUGCAAGGUGAGAAUCCAGGUUGACGGGAAGUAAGAUCAUUCAACCUAAGUGGCAGAAAACGAACUCUCCUUUGAUCGAAAGAGACAACUGCCACCGUCGCGCCUCACUGCCUUUAAACGCAGAAGGAAGGGCAAGCAGAAUCUAGCAUUUACUCUCUGUCCUCCAAGAGAGGAAGACAACAAGGUAGUUGGGCAACUCCAAGGCCCCAGCUAACCUUCCUGACCAUAACCUCCAACCUCAGGAAAGGGACCUUCCCAAAACACAGAUUCCAAAGGAAACAACAUAAACCAAGGAGUAUGUCCUCCUUCCCACACAGCCUCUCAGCCAGUGGACCCUGCCUGCUUCUCUCUCUCAGUGCUCAGCACAUGCUACAUAGUGUCUUUGAAAUUGAUAAACUCUCCCGUGGUGCAGGCGCUGGUCCCACGAACCCAGCACCGAGUAUUCUAAGUCAUACGUCAGACUGUCAAGAUCAUUUCUUUAUCUACGGGUUGACCUGUCGCUUCAUAAAUAAAUCAAUCCAGAACUCAAAGGAAACCAGUUGCAAAUAGUUUAGGUCGACAGUGCAUCUCUCUUCUCUAAGAACGACGGCUCCAUAGUAAGCGAUCUUUGCAUGGAAUAGUAGCACGAUCUCUGCUUGUGGGAAAUCUUCAUCGUCUCAGACCCCUUGGACUUCUCAAUGGUCCCCUCCCCACACAGUAGUACUUAAUGAGAAUGUUGGGCUUUAGAAGAUGAAAUUCUCCUUUCAGAAGACACUGACAUAGUAUGCAUCUUUGCUUACCAUUUGCCCGCUGAAAUCAGGAUGGGGUGGGAUUGUUAUUUUUUGCAUAGAACAGAUUUAUUUGGUGCAGGUUGUAAACACAUCUGGCACCUAGUUUUCCCAUUAAACACCAUUGCCGUUUUCUUUUUUGUAAAGUAGCUUCUGCUCUCGAGGUCAAGGACGCUGUAUGCUUGUGAAAGCUAAUUUCGGAUUUCCUUCUGUGAGUUUUCUUUCUGUUGUAGCCAGUUCAAUACCACAGACAUCAAUUUCAAAGCUGUCAAUGAUAGUGUGAUUCUUAGCCAACGAAUGUGUGUACUCUUAAAGUAUGUUCAGUUUUUCCUGUCUACACGUGGUUGUGUGCAUUUAAACGGGGCGGGGGGGGUGCAAAUAUUCCUUUAGCUGCUUUGAAUAUUUAAUCCAGUCAUCACAAGGCAUAAAUGACUUCGAUAUUUUAUCUGUCUUGAUUUUCAAGUCUCUUUUCAUAUUCUCCAUACAUGAGUUUGUUUAUUGUGGGAUAGAAGCCUGCGAUGAAUGUGUAUGUAGAACAUUAAUAAUUCCCAUAAGGAUGGAAAUUAAAUGGUUGCAUGAUGGAAACUUAGAAGAAAAAAAAAAAGCAGAAAAUUGAAUUCAUUAAGCAUGUUGGGGGAAAAAAUAGAAACUUUAACUCAGUGCCUCUGUCUGCAAUGUGGAAACUUACAACUUUGUUCACCAAAAUUGUAUUAUACCUGUAUAUAUAUAUAAAUAUAGUGAAUCAGAUGCCACCAGUUUUAAGUUUCUGGUAGCCAAAUUAAAAUAAAUAAUCCAUAGAAUAACACAUACACUCAUCCCAUCUUCAUCUCUGGUGUUAGUGGAGACCAUCAAAGUGACCGUAGAUGUCAUUACUUUGGAUGGAUUUCAAAUUACGAAAUGGCCCCGUGUUUUUCAUUGAGUGUAAUACAGCGUCGUUACUUUGGCUUUGUGCUUUCCCAGGAUAGGAAGGUCUUGAUGUUUUUACUGCAUUAACUUUAUCUGAGGUGAGCUCUGGAGGCCAUUUCAUUUCCUGCUAUUGGACUGAAAUAAAACAAAGCAAAGGAAAAGCAUGACAACAAGGAGCCUGUGGACCCUUUUUUCAGUUACCACGUAAUAACCAAAACAAUAGGCAUUCAUUGGCGAACUCAUUUAUAAACCCUUCUGCUUUGGGUUUGCGUCCGGUGUGUAGGGAACAUGGUUUUAAUUUGGGAGUAUUUAUUAGGCGUGUUUGGACCUUGAAAUAAAUUUCUAAAGAGUACAGUAGUGGGUGGAUAAUGAACACAGACACUUAAAAACAUGAGACGCCCAAAAGAAAGAUGUGAUUUUCUUUCAAGACACUGUAAUAAACGGUGACCUAAGUGAAAAGAUCCUGACACUUCUCAGAAGUCAUUUUUCCGUGAAAAUGUCAAGGCUAAUAAUGUAUGUAUGUGGAUUUUUCAAUUUUGCUUUAUUUAGCAUCUCAUCAUGGCUCAGAAACAGCAAGGUCACUGGCUGGCUUCAAUCAGGAGGAAUUUUACUUUUCCAAGGGCCAGAGUAUAAUUUAGUCACAUACAAUGUGUACUCAAAUAAUCCGAUAGAGAAAAAUAGUCUGAAUAGUUUUAGUCCCUUUCUGAUCAUCGGACUCAUCAGACUAGGUGAUGGACAACCUGCCAUUGGAGCCAUAAUUCUCGAAACUUUAAAAAAAAAAAAAAAGUCUGUUUAGUGACUGCAAUUGCUCAUAAAUAGAUCGUUUAAAACCAUUUCAUUCUUGCUGAAACUGAAAUGUAACAAGAGCACCGAGCUGACAUGCGGAGGCAACACAUACCGGGUUCUUCUGUGUUCUACCUUCAAAACAAUCUGUUUGCAUUUGAAAUAGAAGUGUUUGAGCUUUUUAGGAGUUAGUGCAAUAGAGAAUGUGAAUAUGCUAAGAACUCGUCAGAUGCCGUUACUAAUUAUACUUUUGUUGUUAACAAGUGCUUUAGGAUAAACCUCAAUGUUUUUGCUUCAAGUUGAAAGCAUGUCUGUUGAAUUGCAAGUCUCCCUUCAGUUUCUGUGUAUCACCAAUAAGAGGUUCUUUGAGUUGUUGUUAAUGCCUAUGCCGCUUAAAUGUAGCUUCAAAGUGUCACUUUUAGGGUUUACAUUUCAAGCUGGGAUCUUGAUUAGUUACAUAUAUUGAGUCAAAAUAACACUGCCACUGCAGAAGGACCAAGUUUUGGAAUGCACAGUGUUACUGACUACAAGCAAACAAGAGUUGAUCCUCACACAUGCCAUCCUUCUGUGUCAUUUUAUGGCUGUUUUGUGUUUUUUUUUCCCCCAGUUAUUUAUUAUUGUUAAUAACUUACUUUUUCUUACAUUCUGGUGUAAAUAAACUACAAAGCAAUCUUC